Molecule: messenger RNA, 1253 nt
Organism: Gadus macrocephalus (Pacific cod)
Lineage: Eukaryota; Metazoa; Chordata; Actinopteri; Gadiformes; Gadidae
Gene: pomk
Product: protein O-mannose kinase
Exons: 2
Coding region: 1-1056 (351 amino acids)
Biological process (GO): carbohydrate phosphorylation; protein O-linked glycosylation; protein phosphorylation
Cellular component (GO): endoplasmic reticulum membrane
Molecular function (GO): carbohydrate kinase activity; ATP binding; protein kinase activity
Source: RefSeq, a predicted model, not a curated record
AUGGCCCGGCGGGACAUCCCCACAUCAACAAGUGUUCCGGUGGUGUUUGUAUGCCUAGGUGCCCUACUGUUUGGCAAUGUGUUGAUCUACCUGUACCUGGACUCUUUGCAUCAAAGCGAUGAACACCCGAUGUCACCUCAUAUGGGCUGUCCGCCCAGACACUUCAGAAUGGCUUCUAUGAAAACCUGCUACCCCUGGUUGCAGUGUCCGCAGGUGAAGGCUGAGGUACGCAAGCUGAAGCUCAUCGGACAGGGAGCAGUCAAGCAGGUUUACCUGUCUGAGUGGCGUGGUCAGAAGGUGGCCCUGUCUACUCUAUCCUCACCUGAGUACCUCGAGGACUUCCUCCACGGUGUGACCAUGCUGCAGACCCUUCAGGGCCCCCAUGUGGUGCAGCUUGUGGGCUGGUGCCCGGAGGAGGUCCUCCUGGUCACAGAGUACCACCCGCUGGGCUCGCUCCUCAGCCUGGACGCCACGCUGGCCCAGGAGCGCCACCGCAGCCGCGACACCUGGCAGACGCGGCUGCGCCUGGCCCUGGACUACGUGUCGGCGUUGAGCUAUCUCCACGCCAGCCCGGCGGGCUGCCGCGUGAUGUGCGACUCCAACAGCCUGGAGAAGACCCUGUCCCAGUUCCUGCUCACGGCCGACUUCCGCCUGGUGGUCAACGACCUGGACGCCCUCCCCGAGGUGGACCCGUCCAGGGGGCUGCUCGCCAAAUGCGGUCACCGGGAGCUCACGGGGGACUUUGUGGCCCCGGAGCAGCUGUGGCCCUUCGGCGGCGAGGAAGACGGCGGCGGCGGCGGCCAGCCGUUUUCAGACGAGCUGAUGCCCGGCUAUGAUCACCUCAGCGACGUGUGGAAGAUUCCCGAUGUGACGCGGCAUCUGAUGGGGAGGGUGCCCGGCGGGGACGUGGCGCACUUCCACCUCUUCCAGAUCCACGAGGAGUGCAAGAGAAGGGACCCCGGGCUCCGGCCCUCUGCCCUGGACGUGUUGGCUGUGUACAGGUCGGUCUACGCCAACAUGGGGCGAGAUGCUGCUGGCUCCAGAGACAUGCUUUAGGGACCCUGGAGCACAUAGAAGACCAGGAAUGGACUACUCUUGAAAACCAAGUAUUUCAAUGAAAGCCAAGAACUGUUCUCCUGGUAUUAUCUUGUUGGAAAACAAUCAAAUUUUGGGAUUUAGCAGUUUUGUUGAUGGUUUGUUUCAGCUCUCAUUAAACACACAUCUUGAAAUUGUGUGUACAUCUGCCCAUUUUA